Balaenoptera musculus (blue whale) is the source of this 7429-nucleotide messenger RNA. It is a transcript of the gene STX17, whose product is annotated as syntaxin 17. The record is from RefSeq and is a predicted model, not a curated record. Gene Ontology annotation, molecular function: SNAP receptor activity; SNARE binding. Gene Ontology annotation, biological process: exocytosis; vesicle fusion; intracellular protein transport. Gene Ontology annotation, cellular component: endomembrane system; SNARE complex; plasma membrane. Bases 225 to 1151 code for a protein of 308 amino acids. Lineage: Eukaryota; Metazoa; Chordata; Mammalia; Artiodactyla; Balaenopteridae. The transcript is spliced from 10 exons.
UAGGCCCCCUGGGGGCGUAAGGCCCUGGUCCGCGUCGUGGGCCCGGUGCCAGCCCAGCGCGCGGGCGGGGCGCCCCGCAGGAAGCAGGGCAUCAGGUUGGAAGUGCGAAAGCUGUGGGAGCUCCUCUCGGCUUGAAGAAGUGGUGGUUUCGGUUUUGGAGGUGCUUUCGAAGCGGGUAUAGGGAGGCGGCCGACCGGGUUUUUCUACAUGAGUGGAGAAGGUAGAUGUUGCAAGUAGAAGAGAUACAACAUUUUUUUAGGAUGUCUGAAGAUGAAGAAAAAGUGAAAUUACGCCGUCUUGAACCAGCUAUUCAGAAAUUUACUAAGAUAGUAAUCCCAACAGACCUGGAGAGGUUAAGAAAGCACCAGAUAAAUAUUGAGAAGUAUCAGAGGUGCAGAAUCUGGGACAAGUUGCAUGAAGAGCAUAUCAAUGCAGGACGUACAGUUCAGCAACUCCGCUCCAAUAUCAGAGAAAUGGAGAAGCUUUGUUUGAAAGUCCAAAAAGAUGACCUUGGACUUCUGAGGAGAAUGAUAGAUCCUGUUAAAGAAGAAGCAUCAGCAGCAACAGCAGAAUUUCUUCAACUCCAUCUGGAAUCUGUAGAAGAACUUAAGAAACAAUUUAAUGAUGAAGAAACUUUAUUACAGCCUUCUUUGACCAGAUCCAUGACUGUUGGUGGAACAUUUCACACUACUGAAGAUGAAGCUGAUCCUCAGAGUAUGACUCAGAUAUAUGUGUUGCCUGAAAUUCCUCGAGAUCAAAAUGCUGCAGAAUCAUGGGAAACCUUAGAAGCGGACUUAAUUGAACUUAGCCAACUGGUCACUGAUUUCUCUCUCCUAGUGAAUUCUCAGCAGGAGAAGAUUGACAGCGUUGAAGACCAUGUCAACAGUGCUGCUGUGAAUGUUGAAGAGGGAACCAAAAACUUGGGGAAGGCUGCAAAAUACAAGCUGGCAGCUCUGCCUGUGGCAGGUGCACUCAUCGGAGGAGUGGUGGGGGGUCCGAUUGGCCUCCUUGCAGGCUUCAAAGUGGCAGGAAUUGCAGCUGCACUUGGUGGUGGGGUGUUGGGCUUCACAGGUGGAAAAUUGUUAAAGAAAGAAACAGAAAAUGAUGGAGAAGCUCACUUCCAGCUGUCCAAAUCUUCCCAGCCAAACUGACAAAAAAUGCAGUUAAAAACCAAACUUCAGUAUUACUGGCGCCAACAUGUCUAUCCUUUGCUGCUGUUGGACACUCAGUCAGUUUUUGGAACAUGAUUAUAUCAAAAUAGUGGCUGUAGAUGCUCAAGUGGGAUUGAACUGUGAUAAGUUGAUGUAUUUUGUUGUUUGCUGGGGUGUUAAUGGGGAUGUUAGAGAUUGAGGAGCCUGGACUGAGGGUGUACAAUAUUUGUCAGGUAAAGUUUAAGGACUGCCGGGUAACAGAUUUUUUACCUGGAAAUGUGAAAACCCAACCAUAACUUUGAUAAGGACUUGUGAUGUGUGAACAUGUUGGGUUACGGAAGGAUAGUUUUCAGAAUAGUUUUUUCCAUAAGCCUGACUUGGAGACUCCAAGGCUAAGCAUAUUGUAAAUAUGCUUCUUUAUCUCCUAAAUAUAGAUUUUUUAGGCAUUUUAGCAGAGAAGAGAAUGGAAGUUCAGCUUUUCGUAUCAAAUAGGGAAAUCAGGAUCUAGCAAGGUGCAUGAGUAAACUGCAUAACGGAGUCCAUUUGGUGAGCCCUACUGCAAUUUGGUCUAACAAUAUUUUCAAGUGAAGGAAACAAAUAGUGUAAGAAAAUGGAAAGAGAGGCCCAACUUCUCUUUCAGGUAUCUUAAUUUAUGACCCUGGCUUCUUCUCUGAACUCUUUUUUUCUGCCUCUCUGUAAAUAAAGAACACAGAGUCUCAAGUGGUAGACUUAUAAAGCCAGUCACUAAGCUUGCUCUGUCAGCCUGUCUCUUAACACCUCAAAUAUCUAGUCCCCUCUGCCUUCCCUCCCUUGUAAUUUUGAAAAGUUCUUUGACUUAUGGGGUGAAUUCUACCCAUGUGUAAUGCAGACUUCUCUCAUAAUCUGUUUUUUUUUUUUAACAUCUUUUUUGGGGUAUAAUUGCUUUGCAAUGGUGUGUCGGUUUCUGCUUUAUAACAAAUGUUUGGGUUUUUUUUGUUGUUGUUUUUGGGUGUUUUUUUUUUUUGGUAUUGGCUGCCAUCUUUGUUCAUCCUCUACUGUAACCUCUAGGUAAAAAAGAAAGUGAGAGAGAGGUGUCGAUUUCCAAAUACUUCCAACACUGUUAGACUUUUAGCUAAAAAAUAAGCAAGGAGGGAACACCAGAUCAUUUCUUGGGGCAUCUUACAAUUUCAGGGGGCUCAUGUACUUGCCGUGCAGGGAGUGUUUGACCCUAAGUCUCUUAAGCUGGCACUUGGAGGAGCUAAGAACUAGCUUUCUACCUCAUUUCUGUUUCUACCAUCCUUUUCCCCAGGCUUUACCAUCUCCUGUGAUUCCUUCACUUUGCACAGCUGCUGUUUCUUCCCAAGAAUGGCAUUCAUGCUUGCCUUUUCUCACAUUCAAGGUUGAUGGUGGACAAAGCCUGGCCAAGACUCAGUCCUGGUGGAGGAUUUGUGGUGCUAAUCUCAACACUUGACAUUGACAGCAAGCAUGGCUCAGCCCAAUCCACUGUCUAUCUCAAAUAGCAGAAAAGUUUUAAAUUAAAAAAAAAAGAACUUAAGAUUAUAUAGGCAGCCUCAUCCUGUACCCUCAACUCAUUUGAAAUAGGAAGGAACCACCUUUUGCCUUAUUCUUUAUUUUCUGAGGACAGAGGAAAGGGCACCUACACCACAGAAGGUGUGAACUCUCUGCUCAGGAGCCAAAUGGAUUCAUCAAGUAGUUGAAUGGUUUAUCACUUCUCUCUUGCUGAGUUUACUCUUAAUAACUUUUAUUGAUUGCUACCUUUUACUUCUAUAUCUAAUCUAAAGAGACCUAUCUCUUUCAUACUUUUUGCUUCUCACCAGUGAAUUCCAAUGAGGCAACACACCAUUUCUCAUUGUUCUUAAAUAACUGGAAAACAUCCACUAUUGCUACCUGCUGACUCAUAUCUUUAAUAUAAUACCAAGAAGGAAGUACUUUGAGUAAGUGUCAGAUUCUGAUCCAGUAUUUGAUAUGUGAUAUUUAUCCCAACCUUACAGGUUGGGAUAAAUACUUUUGGACUCCUUCUUUUUAUAUUUUCUGAUCCUUGCUGUCCCUUUAACACAGGGCCUUCAAACCAGAAUGAGGAUCAGAAUUGCCCAGGACGCUAAUAUAAAACAAGAUUCCUAAACUUCAGUCCCAUGGGUUCUAAUAAUAGCCAAUCUGGCCUGGUCAGCUAAAAUUAUAAAUUUAAGAUACAGUUAUAUCAAGAUUCAGCUGUAUCAUUGAAUUCUGUCAUUUCUAGUAUUCUACCCUUCAGCCAACCUAAAAUUCUUAUUCUGCCAACCUAAAAUUGGCUAGCUCACCAUCUUAACAGCACUAGGGACUCAUUAUACUGUCAGGCUGGUUUUACCUCAAGACAUGAAGGAGAAAGGAGGCCUGUUAUUGACCCUCACAGUUUGAUUUGGGAGCUCCCCUUUUUACUGAGCCAGUGUGGGACAUCACUGUAUGUGCUCAUAUAGCUCUUUGAUUUUUACUAAUCAUCAGGAUUUGAAUAUUACUCUAACAGUCUUCAUGCUUAGGCAAGUUACAAUCCUUUUAAACAUUUUAUAAUUUAAAAUUAUUUAGAAAUUGUAUCUAAUUUUCCCAUAAUAGAACCUAAUAGCCAACUUCUUGUAGAAAUUCUAGAUGUGCUUAAUCAACUAUAAAUAAUAUACCUAUAAACUAUAAAGUGUUUAGAAGUAUAAAUUAGUCUAUAUAACACAGAAACCAAUCUUAAAAUUGAAUUUAAUACCCUACUGUAUCAGAUUAAAUUCAUCUUCUCUAUGAUUCAUGUCUUAUUUUUACUGCAACAAGUUAGAAGGUAAGGAACACUUUAAGUUCUUAAAAUUUACAGGGUCUCAUUUGGAUCAAGGCAGCAUUCCUAAAGCCUUUUUAAUAAAAUAAUCUGAGAAUUUCUCUGUAGAGCAGAGACUUUGAAACUUUUUGGUUGUAAUCCACAGUAAAAAAUGCAUUUAUAUCAAAACUCAGCAUGUGCAUUAUGGAACAAUACUUGCCAUUAUGUGCAGUGUACUCUGAUGUUUUUUAUUGUUUCAGUUUUUUAAAUAUUCUAGUUGUAACCUACUAAAUUGAUUUCAUAAUCUACCAAAGGGUUUUUUGACCCUUAGUUUGAAAAAAAAAAAAAACCAUCCUUAUAGAGGAACUGAUAUUUAUGGAGUAUUUUCUGUUUGCCAGGCACUUCACUAGGCAUUUUACAGGUAAGGAAACUGGGUCUCAGAGAAGGUAAAUAAUUUGCAGAGGGUUAUUCAACUACAAAAGGGUGAAGCCAGGAUGUAAACUAGGUCUGUUGAACUACAAAAACUUCUGUUACUCUCAUACUGUGUUGCUUCUGUAUAUUAAAAUUGAGAUGGGCUAUUCACUGUGCUUCACCCAAACACCCAUAUAUUCUGUAAGGCAGGCUUGCUUUGAAAUUACACAUGCCAUUCAUUUGCACUUUUCUUAAAAUCUUCUGUUUCCUCACCAAAUGGCCAGCAGCCUCGAAGUUUUUAAUGGUGGCCAAUGCAGAAGUACGUAGUGCUGAAUUUGGUCCUUAGACUAUAAAUAGUGUUUCCAUCCCACCCACACAUCCUACAAAUUUCCUUAUAUUUGUGAGUCAUAGCCAUCACUUAAGCAGUGCUUUUUAUAUUGAAUUUUAAAAUAAACUUUAAUAUUUUUUAAAACAAUCAUAACUCAUAGAAUCAAAUGAUUAUCCUUUAAAAUGGUACCCUUGGGAGGCCAUGCACUUACUGUAGUGAUGCUAGUAUUACUUAGAAUAUUUUUGAAACUCUUUUGGAAUUGCCUCUAAAGACAUUUUACAAAUCACAUUAAAAAAAAGCCAUCUCAGUGUUUAUCAGUCGCAGACUAUGCUCCCUUGUCCUUAUGACCUCUUCUCUCUUCCUUCCUCAGUUUUGCUUUUCUUCUGCUGAUUUAGCUCUCCUACCCACCUAAGCUGGAGCCAGUAACCUAAGAAGCCCCAGAAAAGGGGUGUGCUGGCCAGAGUUCCUGGAGCAAGAACUUUCAGGUUAUACUGAAGCCGAGUGCUGUAUAGGGAGAGUUCUGCGAAUCCAAAAACCUUCCUCUGUGGGCUGCCUGCCUGCCCGAAUGAAUGAAGCAAAAGAAGAAAUCUGGAUAACAUCUCUAAGACUUGGAAGUCAUGAAUUGAAAAUUUCAGAAUUUGGAGCUAAGGAGCCUGAGGCCUGGAGUAGAUUGGACAAAAUAAGAAGACUUCCACCUUUAAUAUUGUCUGAUUCGUGCAUGGUUCAGAGGGGAAGAAGUCUAAAUUGUGAGUUCUAGAUUCCUGGAAGUUCUCUCUUUACAUCCAGCUGAUGACAAAUCCCUGUGGAAUCUCUUGUAUUUGUUCCUCUCCAUCUCUACUGUCACUGUCUUAGUUCUGGCCGUUCUCUCUCCUCUACUGGACUCAAUUUAAUCAUAACCUAGACCUGCUACAGUGUUCUUUCUCAAACUUAAAUAUGAACAUACUUGCAUAUUUAAAUUUGUUGCUGGAUCUCUACUGGCUAUAAGAUACAGUAAAAACCCCUUCCUUAACUUGGCAUACAAGGCCCUGCACAAUCAGCUCCAACUUUCUUUCUCACUGCCCUAGCCACAGGCCUUCUCCCCACCCCGACCCUGCACUAGCCCUGUGGCAAGAACUUAUUUUAUCUAAUGCAUUUUGCUGUUUCGCACUUGAGCUUGUUAACUUUCUAUAAAAUUGGGCACCAAGUCCUCGUGAGUGCUGAGCCUUUCAGGGAUACAAAAUUACCCAAGGUCGCUGCAUAUCUCAUUCAUUAAAUAAACAUAUGAUGAUGACUACUAAGUGUCCAGAAAUGCUAGACACUGGAGAUACAGGCAUACAAUUCAGUAUCCUUGUCCUCAGUGGCUUCACACUCUAGAGAAGACAGUGAUAGUGGCAGGGCUAGAGCUUAAGUCCCCAUAUGCAUGAAUGCUAAAUAAAGUCUCAGAUCCACUCACUUUUUUAACAGCCACUCAGUUAUCUUAGAUCACGUUGAACAUGUGCUCCUUGAGGCCUUUAUCAUAAUAACUACUCUCAAACCAUUCUGUGCAACCCAAUUCUUAAGUGUUAUCUUUUGUUUACUAUUUUUUAAAAGCCAAUUACAGGAUUACAAAUUUAUUCCAGUCAACUGCAGGUGCUGCUUUUGGUUUUGUGUGCUAGUUUAAUGUUUGUAACUUUUCAUUCUGACCACCUCACAUUUGGUCCAUCUUCUGACCUGAAGACUGUAGCUCUGAUUUCAAAGUUAAUGAUUAAAAGCAAUGAAGAGAACAGAACUAAGGCCCAACCUUUAGGAAGCUCUGUCCUGCUUUUCUAGCAUUUUCUACUAAACAUGCCCCUUACUACCUUGUUAAGUGUUCAUUUAUUAUUCUAAAUGAAAUGAUGGGUAAGUCAUGCAUAACUAAGAAUUUUAGGCUGAUUUUUAAAAAUAACAAUCAUUAAAUAUUUAUUAUAAAUAUUUAUUUUAAAAGAAUUGGAAGAUGUUACAUAUAUUACAUACUACAUAUAAUGGCACAUGUCAGCCUUUUAAGCUUAAAAAUAAUCUUUCCCCAAACUGGGAUUGACUUAGACUCCAAGUAUAAAAUGACUCUUGGCCUAUAGCACCAACCCAGGCCCAGAGGAAAGCCAAUUUUGAACCUGUCCUCUGGCAUUGGGCUUCCUGAUAUGACAUUGAGGGUCCUCUCCCUCUGGUUUUGUUCCCUGGCAGUAUUGAGGCCUGGCACAGGGACCCAUUUGACUACACCGCAGGCCUAGGAGAUCAGGGAAUCUAUAGGGCGUAGGGUUCUCUAACAAUUUUACAAUGGAAAAACAAAACAAAAACAAAACAGCCUAUGUGCCUUAUUGUCUUCAUUUUUGAUCUAUACAACUAGAACAAGACUACAAGAUAGAAGAAGGUUAGAAUUACUGAAAUACAUUUUCUCUGUUGGUUUUUCUCUUUGGAAAUUUAAGUAUCAUGAUAGGAGGAGCCUUAAAAGACAUCUAGUUCAAUAUUGGUAAUCUGUUCCACUAGUAUCUCCUUUUCCCAGAUUUAGGUAUAAUUCAAAGUUUUAAAUGCCAUCCAUAUGACACUUUGUUAGACAAACACAUAGAAAUUUAAUAACACUUUUCAUUUUCUUUUUCUUAAUUCAUAAGGACAAUUCCUGCCAAAUGUUCUGGCUUAUGGCUCUCCUCCUCUUCAUAGUAUGUUUAAGUUACACAUUAAGAAUCCAAAAAAAACCCACUAUGGAAUUUUCAUAAGCUAUAUCCAACCAAUCAGUAAAACACAGUACACAGUGUGAAAAUUUUAAUUUAUUCCCCCCCC